UAUCCACUAAUUUCCCUCUUUUGAAUAUAAAUUAUCAUCAUGAACAAAAGCGUCAUAACGGGGCCCGGAUACGAUACACCGAUCACGAGCUACUCGCCGGAGGGCAGGGUCCUGCAGGUCGAAUACGCCACCUUGGCUGUGGCCAAUAGCUUCACCAUAAUCGGUAUGCGGGGCAAGGACUCCGUGGUGCUGGCCGUGGACAAGAUCAUCAUGAGCUCGCUGUACGAGCCGGACGCCGACGGACGCAUCGUUAGCCUAGAGAGGAACAUUGGCAUGGCCAUGGCAGGCCUGACGUCCGAUGGCCAUGCCGUGGCGGAUAUUGCCCGCCAGGAAGCCGCCAACUUCCGGAUGAACUACAACCGCGUCAUUCCGCUUAGGGAUCUUUGCGAGCGCAUCGCCAGCUACAUGCACGCCGCCACCCUGAACGGCCUCAACCGUCCCUUUGGUCUCUCCGUCAUCCUGGCCUCAUGGGAGGCAAGUGAAGGUCCGGAGCUGUACAAGAUCGAGCCGUGCGGCUCGUUCCUUGGCUACUACGCCUGCGCCUGCGGCAGGGCUAAGCCGCAGGCCGACCAGGAGUUCGAUAAGCUGGAGAAUCUCUCGGGCAUGGGAACGGAGGAGCUGGUGAAGGCUGCUGCCGAAAUCAUUUACAAGGGCCACUAUGACUGGCAGAACAGGGACUUUCUCUUCGAGAUGGGCAUUGUGGGCAAGGACACCAGGGGCCUGCACCUUAUCAAUCCCCCCGUGCUGACCGAAAUAGCACGCGCUGCCGGGGCAGAAGCUGCCGCCAAUGAGACGUCCUCCAGCGAUGAGGCAUUUUUUUAAGAUUAUUUCAAAGUCGAAAGAUAUACUCUACUUUCCGUUUUUGAAAUUUUUUUAUUAAUUCUCUGAAAAUAA
This is a messenger RNA of Drosophila kikkawai, 894 nucleotides long. RefSeq names its product proteasome subunit alpha type-3-like. Gene Ontology annotation, biological process: ubiquitin-dependent protein catabolic process; proteasomal protein catabolic process. Lineage: Eukaryota; Metazoa; Arthropoda; Insecta; Diptera; Drosophilidae. The record is from RefSeq and is a predicted model, not a curated record. Gene Ontology annotation, cellular component: proteasome core complex, alpha-subunit complex; proteasome core complex; nucleus.